This is a messenger RNA of Mauremys mutica (yellowpond turtle), 710 nucleotides long. RefSeq lists its product as uncharacterized. The coding region runs from base 54 to 710 and encodes 218 amino acids. Lineage: Eukaryota; Metazoa; Chordata; Testudines; Geoemydidae. The transcript is spliced from 6 exons. The record is from RefSeq and is a predicted model, not a curated record.
GAGGGACCUGGGGCACAGAGUCCCGGUGGCUGCUCAUCAGAGACCUAGACUAGAUGCUGCUGUGGGAUAUUCAGGCUGAGUCGCCGGCUCUCAAUCCCCUCAUGAUCCUGCUGUGGCUGCUCUGUGCCGGUGUCACAGGCCAGGAGCCCUGCAGCUCCCCAGGUGACUUUCCUUCUCCUACAUUGUCCCUGAGCACCUCUUCAGCUCAGGUCGGGGACUCCGUUUCGGCUCAGUGUUCCCUUCGUCCCAACAGUUUAGCUGCUCUAGUUAUUUUCUGUCAGGAUGGCAAAGAAAUCUCCAGCCAAUUGACCACACCAGGCCAGUCACUGUAUCAAUAUAAAAUCUCUGUGCAGAACUCAGGCCAAUUUAGAUUUAUGUACCAGUACAGGAUCAACCAGAACCAGGUGAACAAUUCUCGUCUGAGUCUCCCCUGGACCUUGAAUGUAACAGACAGGAGUGUUCACUCUGGUGAUGCUGAUCACAGCAGUAGCGGCAGCUCUGAGAAAAAAUCAAUUCCUGAUGGAAGGCGAUUGGGACUGGAGGCCAUCUGGGGAAUCGCAGGGCUCUUUGUCCUCUCUCUGGCUCCACUGAUUUGUCUGCUGGUGAAGAAAGGGAACAGCUCCCAAACUGCAGCACUGAGAACACACCCACGGAGGAGCAGAUCCAGUGUAAGGACCUAUACUUCCCCCUUACUACUUGUGUGUGGGUAA